GAAGGCGCACAAAUAUGAAACCAUAAUUGAUUCCGACAGCAGAAACUAAAAGUCAACGACAUGAAAAUCGAACUUGUCUUCAUCCCUUCCCCGGGAAUCAACAACGUCCGAGCGACGGCGGCGAUGGUAAAGGUCCUAGUCAACAGCGACGACCGUCUAUUCGUCACCCUCGUCGUGAUCCCUGAGCGUUUCUCCCCCGGUGACACCUCCUCCGUCUACCCUGAGUCCGAAAGCCGUCUCCGCUACUACCACCUCCAUGCCGGAGAUCAAUCGACUGAUGAUCAAGAUCAGACAUACAUGUCCUACAUAGAGAGCCAGAAACCGCAUGUCAGAAAGGCCGUCUCAAAACUCGCUCACGAGGUGUCAACACAUCCCGAAUCGCCACGGCGGCUCGCUGGCAUGGUGGUUGAGUUUUUCUGCACGCCGAUGAUAGAUGUCGCGGACGAGUUUGGCCUCCCGGCUUAUACUUACUUCACGUCUAAUGCUUCGUAUCUCGGGCUAAUGUUCCAUGUUCAACACCUUCACGACCAAGAACACUUUGAUGUCACCAAGUUGAGAGACUCCGACGCCGAGUUAGACGUUCCUAGUCUGACUCGACCUCUCCCGGCCACUUGCUUACCAUCUGUGAUGUUAAGCAAAGAUUGGUUUCCGAAUCUUUUGCUUCGAGCAAGGAUUUUAAGGGGAACAAAGGGUAUUUUGGUAAACUCGGUUGCGGAGAUCGAACCUCAGGCGUUGAAGUUCUUCUCCGGCGGGAAUGGUACACCUCCCCUGUACGCGGUGGGACCCAUUUUGGACUUGAAAACUGAUUCCGGCGAUGAGAAGAGGAGGGAGAUUUUGCGGUGGCUAGAUGAGCAGCCUCCAAGAUCAGUGUUGUUCCUCUGCUUUGGACGCAUGGGAGGCUUCAGUGAGAAACAAGCGACAGAAAUGGCCGUGGCGCUCGAGCGAAGUGGCCAUCGGUUCCUCUGGUCUCUCCGCUGCGCUGCUCCGGCGGAAAAGAUUAUGACCGGAGCUCCUCCAGGGGAAUUCACAAACUUGGAUGCGGUUCUUCCACAAGGGUUUCUUGACCGGACGGCGAAGGUCGGAAAGAUCAUUACAUGGGCCCCACAAGUUACCGUGCUAGCGCAUCCGGCCGUAGGAGGUUUUGUGACGCAUUGCGGAUGGAACUCGAUUCUCGAGAGCCUUUGGUUUGGCGUUCCGAUGGCAGCGUGGCCUAUCUACGCAGAGCAACAGUUUAACGCGUUUAGGAUGGUGGAAGAGCUUGGCGUAGCGGCUGAGAUACGUAAAGAUUACCGGAGAGAUAAUCUGUUGGGGGAGUCGGAGAUGGUGACGGCUGAGGAAAUUGAGAGAGGGAUCAACUGCGUGAUGGAGCAGGAUGGUGAGAUUAGGAAGAGGGUCGAGGAGAUGAGCGAGCAGUUCCAUAUGGCGCUAAUGGACGGUGGAUCUUCGACGCAUGCUAUGCGGAAGUUUGUUCAACACGUGAUCGAAAAUAUUUCUUGAGAAUGACAAUGUUAAAUGUGUGUGUUUGUUAAGUUUCUUCCCUCUUGGGCUUGUAAUUUU
This is a messenger RNA of Brassica rapa (field mustard), 1557 nucleotides long. Its product is annotated as UDP-glycosyltransferase 71B1-like. Gene Ontology annotation, molecular function: UDP-glucosyltransferase activity. NCBI's taxonomy places the organism in Eukaryota, Viridiplantae, Streptophyta, Magnoliopsida, Brassicales, Brassicaceae. The record is from RefSeq and is a predicted model, not a curated record.